This is a messenger RNA of Prosopis cineraria, 972 nucleotides long. RefSeq lists its product as uncharacterized. The record is from RefSeq and is a predicted model, not a curated record. Gene Ontology annotation, molecular function: nucleic acid binding; RNA-DNA hybrid ribonuclease activity. The transcript is spliced from 3 exons. NCBI's taxonomy places the organism in Eukaryota, Viridiplantae, Streptophyta, Magnoliopsida, Fabales, Fabaceae. The coding region runs from base 1 to 972 and encodes 323 amino acids.
AUGGCAAAUUGGCUCACUUUCUCCAUCAUUAGUCGAAUCACUAGCACUAGCCCACCAAAUGUGUUGAGAGGAAGUGAUAAAUUUGUGUGGAAACCAUUAACAGAUGGUUUUUUUAACAUUAAAUCUGCUUAUGACUUUCUCCUUGCAGGGAACAACAUAGUCCACUCAGCACAACUCAGAGAACGAAGGGGCAUAACUAGCUUAAGUGCUUGUCCAAUGGGAUGCAUCGAAGAAGAGUCAACUAUGCACAUAGUUAGAGAUUGCAAAAUUGCAAGAGAUGUAUGGAGACAAAUUAUAAAACCUGAAUAUUGGAGCGAUUUUUUGCAAAAACAUUGUCUGGAAUGGAUUAGAUGGAAUAACACAAAUGACCCUGGCAUUGAGUCUAUAAAAAAGAUGUACAAAUUUAUUUGGAAUGAAAAGCCUAAAUUGCAUAUUGACACUAACAAGUGCAUCAUGAAAGCCAUGACUGAUAUCAGUCUCACUAGGAGAGUUAACAUGGGAAAAAACUCCCACAAGCCAAAUGAUAAAUGGCACCCCCUUGAAAAGGGCUUUGUAAGAUUGGAUGUUGAUGGGUCAGUGUAUGCUAAUGGUCUUGCUACAUGUGGAGGAGCUUUGAUAUAUGAGAAUGGAAGAUGGAUCACAAGUUUUUGUGGUAAACUAGGGCAACUUCCACCGGUAUUAGCUGAAAUUAUAGGUAUCAUUAUGGGACUUGAAAUUUGUUGGUCAGCAGGGCUAUUGAAAAUAGAAGUCUGCACUGAUUGUGUUGAAGCCAUUAAUCUCCUAACUAAAGGAUUUAAUGAGGAUCACCCUUUUCAGGACAUCCUAUCUUAUGCUACUAAUGUGUUAAAUAGGAAUUGGUCUAUUUCCAUCAAUUUUGGUUUUAGGAUUGUUAUUACUAUUGCUCUCAAUCUAGCUAGGAGAGCUCACUCUGAGGAGGAUUGCUUUCGCAUCUUUGAUCAUCCACUACCUUAG